CAAUAACUGUUGCACGUGAAAAUUAAUAUCGGCAUAUAUAGGAUUACACUCUUAAUAUUACUCAUAAGCAUUAUGAAACUUUUAACUGUGCCAUUUGAUGCAGCGAAAUACAAAUACGAUACUAUACUAACUUAAUUACGUUUGUUAGACUAGUUAAGGACUACUGCACUACGGGACAGAUAUGGCAUCAUUACAGCAUGUUGUUAGAGUGGAUUGCGGUAAUGCAAUACCGAGCAGUGUUUAUGUUAGUGGUAUGCGAAGAAAUAACGAUUUUACUGCACCACGAAAUCGAUCAUUAGCAAAUCUAAAUGGACAAAUUGAAUGUUAUCCUGGAAUCACUACUGAGAAACCAAAACAUCCCGAUUACGCAAUAAAGAGUUUUAGACAGUCAUCAUUUUCAGGAUGGUGUUCAGAUGUAAUAGAUCCAGCACAAUUAUCUGAAGCGGGAUUCUUUUAUACAGGGAUUAAAGAUUGUGUUAGAUGCUUUUUCUGCGGCGGUGGUAUGAAGAACUGGGAAAGGGGAGACAAUGCAUGGAUAGAACAUGCCAGAUGGUUUCCUAAUUGUGCAUACGUCAAAUUAUACAAGGGGGAAAACUUUGUAAAUAUGUGUAGAAUGGCAAACAUCGGUGGCAUUUCAAAUGAACAGGAGCUGCAAAAUCAGGAACUGUUAGAAUGGAAUGUAGAAAACAGAGGACAGACUGUAGAGGAUCAAUUGAUAGAAGAUUUAAACAGCACAGCUGCCAAGCUUGUUAUGAAUAUGGGAUAUAGCCAAGAAAAUGUUGAAAGUGCAAUAAAUGGUGCCAGACAGAAAUAUGGUACCACAGAGUUAAGAGCACAGUACAUUCUAGAAUUUCUGCUCGAUAACAACUAUACCCCAAGUUCCCCGCCGGAAGUAAAUGCAACAGCGUCCUCUGAAAAUACAUCAUCGCACACAUCUACCUCAAACUUCUCAUCAGAUGAACCAUCAAAUUCUUCUGCUGUACAAAGACUUCGCGAGGAUAUCUUAGCAGAAGAAAAUGAAAACAAUCAAGAAACACGGCAUUUACUAGACGAGAACCGUGCCUUGAAACAACAAAUGACAUGUAAAGUGUGCAUGGACAAAGACGCUUGUAUUGUAUUCAUUCCAUGUGGGCACAUGGUUGCCUGUGUUGAGUGUGCUCUUGCACUAAGAAAAUGUGCAGUAUGUAGGAGUAUCAUUCAAGGAACUGUGAGAGCAUAUCCAGGCUGAACUUGUUCUAGUAUAUUUCAUCACGAGUUUUGCACGAAAAUCUACCUCAGGGCGUAUUGCAAAAUCUCAAGUUGGCUUCAACCAUUUAAUGCAGUGAGUUUGACACCAGAUUUGGAUACCAGAUUUAGCAUUACUGUAUAUUAUGUACCCAUUGAAACAUAGAUCUAUGUAUUGUUAUGUCAUGCUGAUACUCAUCAGAACAAUAAAAUAAAUCACAGUAA
Mercenaria mercenaria is the source of this 1449-nucleotide messenger RNA. Its product is annotated as baculoviral IAP repeat-containing protein 7-like. The transcript is spliced from 5 exons. Gene Ontology annotation, cellular component: cytoplasm; nucleus. Gene Ontology annotation, biological process: regulation of cell cycle; positive regulation of protein ubiquitination; negative regulation of apoptotic process. NCBI's taxonomy places the organism in Eukaryota, Metazoa, Mollusca, Bivalvia, Venerida, Veneridae. The record is from RefSeq and is a predicted model, not a curated record. Bases 182 to 1228 code for a protein of 348 amino acids. Gene Ontology annotation, molecular function: cysteine-type endopeptidase inhibitor activity involved in apoptotic process; ubiquitin protein ligase activity.